This is a messenger RNA of Anopheles stephensi (Asian malaria mosquito), 4644 nucleotides long. RefSeq lists its product as uncharacterized. NCBI's taxonomy places the organism in Eukaryota, Metazoa, Arthropoda, Insecta, Diptera, Culicidae. Gene Ontology annotation, cellular component: nucleus. The record is from RefSeq and is a predicted model, not a curated record. The coding region runs from base 896 to 4435 and encodes 1179 amino acids. The transcript has 6 exons. Gene Ontology annotation, biological process: regulation of gene expression.
UCGUGCUGCGAGCGAGAGAACGGAGGGCAAGACAGAAAAAAAAACUUCAGCUAAGGCCGCGACGCGACUCAUCUGUUUAAAUAUCUUCCUGUGCUGGUUUGGUUGUGUGAUCGAGCGUGCUGUGCUGCUAGCUUGCAGAUCACGCUUACCAGCGGCGUACACAGAGCGAGCGUAACAAAACACCGCCAAACGGUUUAGCAAGGGCGCAGAGGACCAGCGGACGGACACACACGUGACUGCCGUCAAUUGAAUGUCUGGUUAGCCUUCGCGCGUUAGUUUGCGUUCUUAGCACUGGCGCUGGCGGUGAUCUUGUUGGCUAGAGCACUAGACCGAGACAAUCUUGGGAGCUGUUCUUAAAAUCGAGAACGGAUGUGUGUGUUUCUAUGUGGAUGUAGUUAUAUGGUAUUAAUUGGUAAUUGUUUCUGCCUUGAGGACACGAAACACUUCAACUGUUGCCUCCACUGGCACGGCGACAUCUUGGUCGCGUAGUAGACUGUCGCUUUGGCUGCAAAUUCUGCAAACAAUUCAACCCCUCAGAACUGAUAUCUUUCUGAAGCGUUUGGUUCAAUUCAAAUGCGAUUCCUUAUCUCGUACGCUUGCCACAUUCCACAUCAGCUGACGAAGAGCCUCCGUCGCUGCCCGGUUCGGCUCGUACGACCUCCGGGAUAUCGUACGCAUGCGCGUCAAAUGUCAUCGGUACGCUAGCACAGACAUAACAUACCGAUAGCGAAUCCGACAGGCGAGCCCGAGGAAAAUAGUGUGUGUGUAAAUAAGUCCGUCGAUUGUGCUGAGGGUUGCGUUUAUUCUGUUACCAGUAGUAUUCUGGCUCCCCUCACAGGCAACGACAGUAACGUUAUAAUUCUCACAAUGGACAACUUCCCGAUUUCACACCAGCAUGGAAGUACCCUCCAUGGUACGACGCUCCGGGGGCAAACGAAAAGUGCGGCAAGCGGUCAGCGGUGCUGAGCAGCUGGUCUUAUUAAACGAACGCAUCAAAACCGAACCACACCAAGACCUAUCCGAACCCGAUCAUUCGCCACUUAUCGAUGGUGCUGGUGAUAGCCAAGGUUCCGAUAACGCUCCUCUACUCCCGCCGUGCGAUACCGAACCUGCCGCCCACUUGGUCUCGAGCAAGCAGUCCGGAGCAUCCUUGGUACUGCCACAGUGUAAAAUAAAGCGCAACUACUCGUGUGGCAGCUGCAACUACUUCACCCAGAACCCUCGCUGCUAUCUCACGCAUCUACGCGAUACGCACGGUGAGAAGAUUAGUGUGUACGAGUGCAAACGAUGUCUGUACGCGUCGCGACACUACCAAAAGCUGGCACGGCACAUAAGAAUGGUGCACGGUGUGUCGGCGGAACCUCAUAAAACAGCGUCACCAGGCAAAAGUGAUAGGAAAGUGAUUAAAAAAGAGAGUCCCAAACAGCAGAGACACCAGGGCGAGGACCUUUGUUCCGCUGGAUCGAUUGACGCGAAGAUUUUGGAUGCGCUCGGAAGCGCAUACGCACAGCAACUUGUUGCAUCCUUGUUGCCAUCGUUGUUGAACACCAUCGAACCGUCGGCUUGGAGUUCAUCUAUACUCGGUCUAUUGAAUCCAGCAAUCAAGUCCGAAACGGACAGUUUAUCAAGUAUUCUAAAAUCCCCAGAGCAGACCGCAAACCGGAGUCUAGAAAUGGAGAAAAACGUGCGGAAGUCUUCGGAAGAAAGUGAAACCGUGGCUAGAAAGCGUCCCCGACCAAUUCCCAACCUGAUUCCGUUGGCCCCGUCUACACCUGUUCCAACCAGACCGGAAAAGGAGCUACUCAAACCAGUGCCGAUGUCUAUGCUGAUGCCUCGGGCAGAUAGUGCAUCAAAGUCAUCCGACACACCUACAUCCCCAGUGCGCUUACCGUCACCCCAGACAAAGUGUACAUUUUGUGAGCUUAGCUUCGAGUCUACGAUCGAUCUGGCGAACCACAUCGCGACGUCACACAAGGAAGAUCUGAUAACGUCCUUGUUGCAGAAAUCGAUCGAUGAUUCGAGCCAAAACAUUUUCCCACAAAGCGACGCAUCGGACAGUGCUUCGAACGAGAUGUGGAAAAGCUUGCUGGAAGCGAACAUGUUUAGUGGAGAUUCUACGCCACGUGCUGGUGGCAGUGAGCUGGAUGGGAAGAGUCAAUCGAGCGCCUCCAAGGAAGAUGACGAUGUGGAGAUUCUCGAGGGCAAAUCGGAAACGUACUGUGGCAUUGAGACAGCGCCCGGCUACGGCGAAGUGACGAGCAAGCUUGCAACCAGCGAUCCGAACGCGACUGGUGUGAUGAAGAAAGUGUUCAAAUGUCCGCACUGUUCAUUCUGGGCCUCGACAGCCUCCCGCUUUCACGUGCACAUUGUGGGCCAUCUCAACAAGAAACCGUUCGAGUGUUCCCUAUGCUCGUACCGUUCGAACUGGCGCUGGGACAUCACGAAACACAUCCGGCUGAAGACGAUCCGCGAUCCGAGCCACAAAAAUGCCGGUGUGCUGAUGAACGACGAGACGGGACGAAGGAACUACACCAAAUACAAUAAGUACAUCACGCUGAUGCAAAUUACGGACAAUAGUGCGAAGGAAUCGACGAGCUAUCAGAAAACGUUGGCCGAAAGUAGCAUGUCGGAGUUGAUGACGGCGUGCAGUGCGUACAACAUUGAUUUAAAGGCGCUGGCCAACAUACCGGGAUUCAAUCUGCUGCUAGAGGAUAAACAGAUGAGCGAUGAGCCGUCGGAAAACGGUCACUUGAAAUGUCAAUUCUGCGAUUAUAGGACUUCAUCCAAGGAGGAGCUUUUACAGCAUGUGACCAACUCACACACUGGAGUCAAUACGACCCUACAACAGCUAGAAGAUGCAAUGGACCAGGAAAGACACAGCAAUACACCACAACCACAACAGCCGAAGAACCACAGUACGGCGAAUAAUAUUACCACACCCUCCAGUACACCGACGCCACCGGUUUCGAACCAUUGUAGCCUUAGUAAAAGUGCAGCUAACACUAGCAACGAUAGUACCACUACUAAUGGAACCCCACUACUAACUAAUGCUAGCGGUGCUGGAGAUAAAACGAACCCGCCGGAAGUCGGUGGUGGUGGUGAUAGAACCGGCGAUGGUGACGGUAUCAGCUCGCAAAGGAUGGCGAUGCCCACUACCUGGCGCCAUAACGCACCUUACCGUUGUGGCCAUUGCCAUCAGGUUUCUAACUGGAAACACGUUAUACAGAGACACUGUCGGCUGAAGCACAACGGGCACGUUUUUAUUGAGCAUGUCAACUCGGAAAGGGAUGACCCGCUGGACGGUGACGGUCAGCAGCAGCAACGGAAUCAAAACAAACCGAACCAACAUUCCGUGUACGUGAUCGAGGAUGUGCUCCACGCAUCAAUUAUCCCCACCGAUCACUCGCGCAAAUCGAUCGAGGCUUUGGUGACUUCCACCAUACCUCCACCACUCGCACCCUUCAGCAUGGAUGACGUCGGAUGUCCGCCCAACACGCUCGAACCGAUCGUGGAAAUUUUCGACAAGGAUCCGGCAGAUAUGAUCAACUUCAGCGGCAGCAUUAUGCCUUCCACGGUGCUAGUGGACAGUGGAACGGUGGCACCAGCAGUGCCAAGCGAGCAGCUCGAAUGUAUUUCCUGCCAGUUCCGUGCGGAAUCGAUGGAGCAGUUGACCGAACAUCUGGAACAGCACAUGCGUGAGAGCGGCGUGCCGGGCAGCAGCUUCGAUCAAUCGGGACUGCUCGAUCCCGUUCCAACCACCAUGUAUUACUGUCAACGCUGUCCUGCCCGGUUCUUUCACGAAAGCCAUAUUUCAGAGCACGAGGCAAAGCAUACGGCUAGGACCCCUGGGGGCAAACACUGCUCGUACUGCUCGUUCACCACGGCGGACGACGACGAGCGCCGACGGCAUGAGGAGGUCCAUCUGCCGGCCUACAACAUCAACACCGACAACCUGCAGAUCUUUCUCGCCGAGAGCAAGGAGUACCCCAAGCCCCAGUUAACGCUGAAGGAAAGCAAUGGCGAGCAGUUGUUUUUUGUGGAGAUGCUGGACAACAACAGUCAACCGCACGCGGAACCGGAGCUUACGAUCAACAGGAAGCGUAAGAAAUCGAAGCAACGCGUUCGGACACCCGAAUCCACGGACGCUGACGAUGAGCAGCUGAGGUCGAUCUUUCUCUGCGAGUACUGCGAUCAAACGUUCGACGUGGAGACCGAGCUGAACACACACGUAAGGACACACUUCUCCUCCAUACUGUCGCCGCAAGGUGUGGCGUACUACACCUCGCUCAGCAACACGCUCGACAAGGAAAAGAAGCUGGAGCUGAUCGUGUCCGGGACGCAAUCGGCCAUGGCGCUCCACUACGUGUACGAUAACGCACGGAAGAAGGAUUGGAACGUGUACUCCAAGACGGAAAGCGUUUUGUUGAAGUUUUGAGUGCGAGCUGCGCAGUGUAGAUUUUGUUGUUUUGUUUAUCUCGUUAGGUUAGCGCUAGGUUUAAGCUUGUUCCAAGAACUAUUCUUCGUUCAUGCCAUCGCGACCAACUCUAACUUCAGUUUGCAGUUAUUCACGUGACCAUAGGUUAUGGUAGCUUUAGUGCGAUACAUAGCGCGAAAUAAAAGUAAUCAUUGUUAUGCCAUUAUGUA